Molecule: messenger RNA, 4189 nt
Organism: Neodiprion fabricii
Lineage: Eukaryota; Metazoa; Arthropoda; Insecta; Hymenoptera; Diprionidae
Product: protein Star-like
Exons: 7
Coding region: 565-1680 (371 amino acids)
Source: RefSeq, a predicted model, not a curated record
CUCUUUCGAUCUCAUUACGCUGCAGUGAAACACAGCCGGCACGAGGCUGACUGAUUUUAUGGAGUGGUAGUUGUCCGAUUAUCAAUCCACGCGGAGUUUUUUCAUUCUCGUUUAUCACGACCGGGACGUGUCUUGAUUCGGUCCGUGAAACGGUUACGCACGCGUUAUUCAUUGAGUGAGGAAGUGUAGAGUUCACGCGAAAGUGCAGUAUUGUGUACCUACCUAAUUUUACUCUGGGUCGGGGGGCCAAAGAUCAAUGCCUCAAUAAUACAGCAAGUUUACGCAUAGGUGUCGCCUAGCACAUGUGACGUGCCUGAAACCUGCGUCUUUGUACGCCCAAAGAGUGAAUUGGCUCAAUAUCCUGCUGCUGCACUCUCUUCUGCAAAUGACCGAUGCAUCGGGGUGUUGAAACGACUGUGAAAAUCUCUGCAAAAACGACCCCGCGACAUUGUUGCCAUUCUCUGAGUUUCUACCAGCGAGUGAAGAUAAACCGCUAGAGGCUAUCCAGGAAUCGACAAGCUCCUCGGUGCCGCAUCGCGCAUACUUACUGCAGUAAAUCGAAUAAUGGUAAUUCCAUUUUCGUCGUCAAUGACCACGACCUCCGUACCGGCCGGAAAUUCCGGCGUGGAUCAAGAUUCUAGAAAUCAGAUGACUCCCUCGUUGUACACCAUACCGAAGGAUUAUCCUGACCUAGGAAAAAUGCAGGCGGACUACAAAGAGAACAGGGCAAAGAUGCAGCUAUCAGGGACACAAGGCACAGCUGGUUCAGUAACGUCAUUCGCAGCAGGGUCGUCUCUACCCAGUCCUUCUUCAGUGAGUGAAAAAAAAUCUUGGUGUCGACGAGUGGCUCCUUGCCUCGCUUUUCUCGUUGCAUUUUCCACGGCGAUGGCUUUACUCCUAGUGUGGAGCGAAGAUGCCGACAGGAGGAGGAAGGCUUUCAACAUCAAUAUGACGAAAGAGUACGUACACAGUGUUCCUAUGGAUAACUCUGAACUGGUAACAUAUAUCAGGGAAGUUCAUCUCUUGCCAACAACGCAUCAGGAUCCCCUUAAUUCUACGCAGACGGAAGAGGAAAAGUAUCUGUCAAAUUUAUUCCCGGGAAAACGGAACGGAAUUUACCUCGAGUACAUCAAUAGGGUGGGAGCUAUUUCAACUACGACGUGGUUGGAGUCAAAUAUGAACUGGAGAGGAGUUCUGGUUCUGACGGAUCCGCGGAGCUUCUUCGAGGCACACAGAAGCACUAGAAAUACGAAGACUAGAGUUCUACAUGCUUGUCUCAGCACAGAUAAGGAUACCAAAGAGAUAACCUAUCACCAGGAGCCAGAGGUGCAAGUUACCAAACUGGGCGAAGGUCCAAACAGCCUAGUGAGUCCAGAUGAAAGUCUGCCACCAACGAGACUAAAGUGUUUUCCACUGUACAGUGUCUUACUGGCAUAUAAUUGUACAAAUCUGGACUACUUAAGUUUAGACAGCCUAGAUGCUCAAGACGUACAGGUGCUGGAUACGAUUCCGAGGGAAAUGCCGCGAAUUUCCGUCCUAUCUAUUCAAUGGAGCCCGCAUCACAACGAGGUGGAAACAAAACAUUUAAUUCAAAAGCUGACCGAGCGAAGGUACAAACACUUUCACACAACGGAGACUGGAAAGAUGAUAUUUCUUUACAAUAGACUACUCAAAAUUUAAAUAGAAAUUAUUAUAGAAGGCUUUCAAGCCGUGGAAUUUGAUCAUGAAUCUAGACCAAAAUGAGAAACUGAUUCAUACGCUUUCCCAUACCAAAUAAGCGAAAGUCAUACUUUUCAAUUGAUCUUUCUAGAAACGGAUAUAUUAUCCACGCAUGAUGGAAGAAGUUUACAUCUGAUUGUGAGUUAUACAAAAUUGUGUGAACAAAAUUCUUAUCGACUCAAGUUUUCGAAUUUGACUGUUUAGAAAUUUUGUUUUUAAUAUUUUGUCUUACAUAAGGAUUUUGAGUUCCUGCAAACGGGAUAAUAUUAAAGUGAUUGCGUGGACGUUUCAGUGUGAUUCGCAUAUGGCUCUAUCGUUGUCAAAUUGAAAAAUCAAAAACCCUUAUUAUGUUUCUUUUUCAUUGGCAAUUUUCCGUACGGUAUUCAGAUUUAUUUUUGAACCGUUGGCGAAUUAUAAAUUUCUUUGACUUAAAAAUGACGCCUACACCAAUUAUCUUGGGAAAAUUCAUGAGAAUCUAUCAUUCAUGACAAACAUUUACCAACAAGAUUAAAACUGGUGAAUCUCUUAGUGUUUUAUUCAAAUUUUAUCAUAUUUAGUACCUCAGUGAUGAGGGUGACCCCUAAGAAUAAAUAAAUAUCACCAUGAAAAUAAUCAUAUUAGAAAAGAAUGUACUAUAGCAAAAUUUUCUUUCUUUCUUCUGUUGUAAUUGAUUUUUAACAAUAGUAAAUGACGUGUAUGUCACAUCGCAAAAAAAUACAGAUUUUUUUUUCAUCCCUACGUGUGCGAAAAAUAGCCUAGAACAAAUUUUUCCUAGGUGGCGAACAGCGUGAGUGAAAAUAUAGGUGGCCAACGAAAUGAUAAUUAUAGGUAUUUAAAUUAUGAUAUUCUUUACGUCACAAUAUUUUGAUUACGUAUUACCGUAACUGGGGACAUGUAGUGAAAAAAUACUUCUAAAAAGAUUGAGGUUACCAGACGUACUCUUACAUACGAAAGUGUUUACAUAUUAGGUAUAUCAUGCUAACUCGACAGGCAAUUGACCGUGGUAACGUUUCAUUUCGCUGAUUUUUUGUGUCUUUCAGUACCAAUUCAAACUAGUCUCUACAACUUUUUUUAGAUUGUUAUCCAAUCGCAUCUUUAGCGAUCAAUUUUUCAAAACUUUUGACUUGAAGGACUUUAAACUUCGAAUGAAAAUUUGAGCUUAGGCUAUAGAAUAACGUAAUUUUCUUCUUUAACGCACGAACAGUACGAUGGUAUGAAACGAAAUAUACGGUACGGUCUGGUUGGAUUCGGGCAAACUCUAUACCUACUAAUGUUGAUCGAAAUCUGUUAAUUCUUUUGCGUGUCUGGUACCUAUACGUAAUUUUUUUUAAAGUCGCGCCCCUUGAAGUGACAUGUAUCAAAUUUACAAAUUAAAUUUCAAGUCAGAGUGCUAAAGGGAGCUUAGUGAUUUUUGGUUGUUUUUUUAUCGAUUUUGGAAAAACCAAUUUUCAAGUGGAAAUUAUCAUCUUCAAAAAACAUUCAUCAACUUUGUCGCAUGGUUAUUUUUUUGCGGGAUUAUUGACCAUUAAAAAUUAAAGUGUUUCAAAAACUGAUCAAAUAUAACAGGCGAACAAAGCAUAAGUAUAUCAUGUAUGUGAGUUAGAAGUUCGUGACUGUAUUGGUUAUGUGAUUAAAAUUUCGUUGGUAUCGACAGUCAGUGAUGACAAGAUGCAGUUCAUAGAGAAUGAUGUCUUUAUUACGACGUUUCGGCAGGACCCCGCCUGCCAUCAUCAGGUUUCUUAAAAAUAUUAAAAAGAAAACAAAAAAUAAUAUAUAUAUAUAAAUUUUACAGAUAUAAAUUUAACAAUUAACACUUUCAAUUAAAAUUAUUACACAUAAAUGCCUCUAAUUAAUUAUUAUUGUUAGGUUGUCAUAAGAUAAUAAAAUAUUACACAGUCACAUUUUUAGACAUUCCUUAGCUUACUAGUUGUUGCUUACAUAGUGUUUCAGAAGGAAGUGACUAUCCGUCUGUCAUUCCGACCCCCUUAAUGUUAAUUAUAACAACAAUGAUCUAAUGUCAUAGAUUUGUAUAGAUGGUUAUUGUUGAGCUGGCACUUUGUUUAUAUGACCUUUCUUACAUAUGUUUUUUGCGACUUAUAAAAUAUCUCCGUAAAGGUGACUUGGAUUGUCAAUCUCAGUUCUUUUGUUUACAGUAUUCUUUGUUGAUAUGUGUAUCAUUUCUUUUAUAACUCUUUUGUGCCAGUUUGUCUCUUUGUCUAAUAUUAUAACAUUUUCAAAAUUGAACUUGUGUCCUUCAACCAAUGCAUGAUACGCUAAUGCCGAUCUGUCUGGAUCAUGUGUUUUGAUAUCGUAUUUACGAUUAGCGAUCCUUUUUUUAAAUGUUGCGAUGAUUGGCCUAUGUAGCAUUUUUUGCAAUCUGUGCAAUUGAUCUUAUAAAUAAUAUUGGUUUGUUCAAGCGCAGGUGUUUUUGAUUUUAAACAUGCAAAUAAAUUAUUUAGAGUGUUGGUGA